This is a messenger RNA of Schizophyllum commune H4-8, 2302 nucleotides long. Its product is annotated as kinase-like protein. Gene Ontology annotation, molecular function: protein serine/threonine kinase activity; ATP binding. Gene Ontology annotation, biological process: autophagosome organization; peptidyl-serine phosphorylation; autophagy. Gene Ontology annotation, cellular component: cytoplasm; autophagosome. The record is from RefSeq and is a predicted model, not a curated record. The transcript is spliced from 13 exons. Lineage: Eukaryota; Fungi; Basidiomycota; Agaricomycetes; Agaricales; Schizophyllaceae. The coding region runs from base 32 to 2110 and encodes 692 amino acids.
GGCGGAGACACUUUGCGGGAGCCCGUUGUAUAUGGCACCCGAGAUCCUGCGCUCGGAGAAGUACGAUGCGAAAGCCGACCUGUGGUCUGUUGGGGCUGUCUUGUACGAGAUGGCCGUAGGCCGCCCGCCCUUCCGCGCGCAGAAUCAUAUCGAGCUGCUGAACAAGAUUGAGAAGGGCCGCGGCGUGCGGUUCGCGGAUGAGGAGAACGGGGCGACGCCCUCCCCGAACCCACCUGUCCCGCCCGACAUCAAGAAGCUGAUUCGCGCGCUAUUGAAGCGUGUACCAGCGGAGCGCGCCAGCUUCGACGAUUUCUUUGGCAGCACAGCGAUGCAGAAGAGCAAGUUUCCACGACCGGACGCGUUGGGGGAGAAGGAGCAGAAACGGAGCAUGGGUGCGGUGGUUGUUGGAGGUAUCAGCCAAUCGAGCUGGAGUCACGAUCGUUAUAAAGCCGUCCCCUCCGAGGGCCUUGACCCAGAUGCGAUGGUACCGCCGAGCAAGUUCAACUUCAGGCGGGCAUCUUCUGGCGCCGUGGGCGAGACGAGAAACGACGCGGAUGCAAGACGCAACGUUGCCAAUGGCGAUCAAGCUGUGCAAGGCGAUAUCUCGCCGGCGCCGACGCCAGUCUCGCGACAAACAUUCGGCACCGUACGGCAGCCAUCGGGCAUCUCGCGCACCGCACCUGGUGCGCCUGCUCACCAACCUCCAACUUCCUCGCGAACUUCGCCACCCUCUCCACGGCAUCCAUCGGAGGUUGAGGUUUCCGUGAUACCGGGCGAGACGGAGGAGGACGGGCUCUUGCGGCGCGAGUACGUCCUGGUAGGCGAUACCAGGGCGCUCGAGUUCAAUCGAGCGGUGGAUGAGCUCAAGACCGGCGGGCGGCGACCGCUGCAAGAGCGACGGUCGACACGACACAUAUCGUCUUAUGACACGCCAUUGACCGUUCAAGAUGAUGAGCGCGCGCUAGCACCGAAAGACUCGGCUCCCAUUCCAGACGACGGGCCAUCGCCAGAGUUCAUGACGGAGAGACCGCCCGCAGGAAUCACAACCUUUCCGCCUGCACCCAGCGCUGGUAUUCCACCGCCAACUCCCCAGCUUUCCAGCUCGCCAUCACGCGUGGCAGCCAACGCACUCAAUCGUGCGCUCAGUAUUGCGAGCAAGAAGCUCUUUGGCACUCUGCCACGCUCGUCACCCAUCGCACACAGCCCGUUAGCAGACGGCGUACUCCCAUCACCGCAAGCGGGCACCCCAUCCUCGACAACAACAGGCGCUGACUCGCCGCGCCGGCCCCAGCUCAUUGGUGGCGCGGACGAGGAGCGCGAUCCACUCGAGGAUGCGCUACUCGGGCGAUUGGAGGAACUAGCGCAGAAGACUGACGUGUUGACGCGGUGGGCGGAUGAGAUGUACGAAUAUGUGAAGGCGGUGCCGCAGAAGCCUCUACCCAAUCCAACGAAGUUCGAAAAGCGUGCUGGCGAAGCGGAGCGGCAGGCUUGGAAGCGGCAGCGCGCGGAUGCCGAGGCGGAAUAUAACGCCGUCACCUGCGUCGCAGUCUACAUGCUCCUCAUGAGUUUCUCGCAGAAGGGCGUCGACGAGCUGCGGCGACAUCAGGAGCACAUGCUCAUGCGACACCCGGACGGUGACUACGUCGUCAGCGAGGGUUUUGACGAUGCACUUGCUUGGUUCCGUGAUCACUUCCUCAAGUGUCACGAGCGAGCAACGCUUGUCAAGAGCUGGCUGCCGGCGAGGUACGAUGGGCCAAAGACGUGGCUUGACCAGCUUGUCUACGACCGGGCGUUGUAUCUGAGCCGUACCGCUGCCCGCAAAGAACUUCUCGACCAAGCGACAACUCCCGACGAAUGCGAGAAGCUCUACGAAGAAUGCCUUUGGUGUUUGUACGCGCUGCAGGACGACCUGCUCCAGUCCGGGAACCCCUUCAUGGACGAGGAUCGAGAGACGAUUGCAACCUGGAUCAAGCGCACGAAGCUCCGGCUUUUACGAUGCCGCGCGCGCAUGGCGAUGGAUCAUCACGAGCGCCUCAUAGAUGCGCGGGCCGACGAGACUCUAGCGGACGUGGCUCGUAUACCGGCACCAUGGGACGCCAAGACGACCUGACGACCGUUCUCGGAUCAGACCCGCGCGAAGGGAAGCGGCGAUGGAUUUCGCUGACAUGUAACAUAUUUAUGGUGGACUUUCUUAAUCAUCUUCCUGACUUCGUGGGACUCACUUACAUGUAGCAAUAUUUGUACAACGCAUUAGGAAUCGUGCAGCUUAUAUAGACAUCUGAAAUCAUAACUCUCAUUCGCA